UUCGCUGCGAUUUCUACUUUGAUUCUGUAUCUCUCGCCCUUGUCCUGUUUUUGUAGUCUAUAAUUUUGACCGAUUAAGAAGAUAUUCUUAUAUGUGUAUCCAUCUGGGCGGUGCUACUUUGUAACUCCAACAUAUUUCAAACUUGGUGAACUUUGAAGGCCGUUUUCUUUCAUUAGAAGCAACCAGAUUAAAACCCUAUUUUGAUGGAGCAUUCAGUUGAUAUUAAUGGUCAUGAUUAUACCAUAAAUAUUACUAGAGGUGAUUCUUAUGCCACUUUCAUCUCUGAUGAUUUAACCUAUAAUGGCUCGAAUGAAUUACAUAGUGAAGUGAGGGCAUCAAGAGACGUCGAAGGUUCUGUCUCUCGAUCACCUUCACCAAUCACUGCCUCUAGUUUUAGAAAUGCUUUUCUUACUGGAAGACGAGACAGUCGUGGCCGUCGUCAAAGAAGUCUUCUCAACUCUGGUUUGUGGAUCUCAAUUGAGCUGAUUGUCAACGUGUGCCAAAUUUUGGCAGCUAUCAUUGUUAUAUCCUUGUCACAGAAUGAGCAUCCACGCGUACCAUUAUUUGCUUGGGUUAUUGGUUAUGCAUUUGGUUGUGCUGCUACACUUCCACAUCUUUAUUGGCGCUAUAGCAACUUCAAUAGUCAAGGAUUUGACCAAACAUCAUCACAAUCACAGCCGUCUUCAUUCCAGAAUAUAUAUUCUGAAUCUCCUUCAAACACUGUAGUUUCUUUUACACAGAAUACGGAAGGAAGUGGAACCCCUGGUACUGCUGUAUUCUCAAGGCUGAAUGCUUUGGUUGAUCGUUUUAAAAUGGCAUUGAAUUGUUUCUUUGCCAUUUGGUUUGUUCUCGGUAAUGUAUGGAUUUUUGGUGGACACUCCUCUGCUGCAGGUGCGCCAAACUUGUACAGGUUAUGUAUAGCUUUUCUGGCAUUCAGUUGCAUUGGGUAUGCCAUGCCAUUUAUCCUGUGCGCAACAAUUUGCUGCUGUUUCCCUUGUAUAAUUUCUUUCUUGGGCUUUAGAGGGGACCUAACACAUACCAGAGGAGCUACAUUAGCAUCGAUUAAGGCUUUUCGUUCUUACAAAUUCAUUUCAAAAAGAAAUCUUAAUCAAGAAUUAAGUCAAAUCAUCUCUAAAACGCAUGAUGGUGGGAUAUUGGCUGUUGGUACAGACAAGGAGCGAUUAAUUUCUUUUGAUGAUGCUGUUUGGGUCUCUAACGAAAGUGAGAAUCCUUGGCUUACGUUGUGGCAACUGCAUAAGAAUGUGGCUUUUCAUUUAAAAAGAUGUAACAUUGACACUUUUGGUAAUGUUCACUCUAGGGUUCUAAAGGCCCAACAAGAGGUGGAUGAUUUAGAAGCUCAGGUGAUUGCUACUCCCGAUCUCGUGUCUAAACUAGCGGUUGCUCACCACACUCUUUUAGAGGAAAUCUCUAUUGAGGAAGAUUUCCUCAGACAGAAAGCUUGUGCUAAUCAUUUCAAGAAUGACGACAGAAAUGCCAAAUAUUUUCAUGCCACUAUCAAACAUCGCCGUAACAUAAACACCAUCAUCAAGAUUGUUACCGACGAGAGAUCCAUUCUUACUGAUGCUGAUCAGAUUGGCUCUAAUGCAGUUGAUUAUUUUUCUUCUCUUUAUGCUGAUACUCCACCCAUCACUGAUAUUAGCUCACAGAAGGCUCCUGGCCCCGAUGGUUUCACCUCCACUUUUUAUAUUUCAUGUUGGGACAUUGUUAAGAAUGAUGUGGUGCUGGCUAUUCAAAGCUUUUUUCAGGGUGUUGACCCUACAAAGUAUUUCUCUGCUGCUCUGAUUGUUCUCAUCCUUAAGUCUACAGCUAAAUCACACUGGAAGGAUUUUAGGCUCAUAUCAUUAACCUCGGUCAUAUCUAAAAUCAUUAGUAAAGUGAUUGUGGCCCGCCUCCAACCUCAUCUUCCUUCUCUUAUUUCUUCUCAACAAUCGGCCUUUAUUAAAGGUCGUGACAUUUCUGAUAAUAUUAUGUUGGCACAUGAAAUAUUACAGGAUCUUUAUAAAAAUUACAGGAGUGGUAAUCUGGUGAUCAAACUUGAUCUCAAGAAAACCUUUGAUAUCUUAAAUUGGGAUUUCAUCGUCAAUGUUCUCAAAGCUAGAGGUUUUCAUAAUGUCUUUCUUCUCCUUAAAUAUCUUGGGGUGAAUAUGAUAAGGGGGAGAAGGAAACAGGUGAAUAUAGAUGAUGUGAUUGAUAAAAUCAAACGUAAAGUGCAUGAUUGGAGAAAUGUUUUCCUUUCCACUGGGGGCAGAAUCUCUUUACUUACUAGUGUUCUUCAGAGUAUUCCUUUAUAUGCUUUGCAAGUGUUCAAUCCCAAGAAAAGUGCUAUUUGUACCAUGGAGAAGGUCUUUAAGAAAUUUCUUUGGGUGGGGAAUGGUGCAAAGAAAAUCUGA
Molecule: messenger RNA, 2411 nt
Organism: Phalaenopsis equestris
Lineage: Eukaryota; Viridiplantae; Streptophyta; Magnoliopsida; Asparagales; Orchidaceae
Exons: 7
Coding region: 204-2411 (735 amino acids)
Source: RefSeq, a predicted model, not a curated record